Molecule: messenger RNA, 5256 nt
Organism: Anopheles merus
Lineage: Eukaryota; Metazoa; Arthropoda; Insecta; Diptera; Culicidae
Product: protein daughter of sevenless-like
Exons: 8
Coding region: 2177-4996 (939 amino acids)
Source: RefSeq, a predicted model, not a curated record
GUUGUCAAACAGCAGGGACAGCAGCAGAAGUGCAUAAAUAUUCUGAGCAGGUUCAUCACACCGAAAAAUGUUUGCUGCUAAUUGUGCGCGUGUGCUUUAGCUGGUGCAACAAAUGUUACGCUCGUUCGUUUAGCCGGUGUUGGAAAGUGAUUGAAAUUGUGUGUGGUUGAAAAACAAUCCGCAGAACCACAGGAAAACAUCGGACAUCUUGCUUGCUGCUGCUGUUCUGUGCUGUGCAUACAGUACAAACACACACACACACAUACCGACACACGCACGCACACCGAGAAGGGGGCACAUACCAGCACAUACACACACACACACACAUUACAUCGGCCAUCAUCAUCGUCAUUGUUGGUUGUUCCCUUAUUUUUGCUCACCCAUCGGCAAGCCAAUUCCGCUGCAUCCGUGGUCUGGCGCGGAUGAUGGAGGUGAAGUGGGAAAGAUGAGAUGAGAGGUUCGCCCGAUCGUUCUCCGGAGUUCUGUGUGUCGAGUGAUAUUGUUGCCGUCGUUGCCUUCCCCUGGUCCGCUGGUGUUUCGGGUGGUGUCUGUCUGGCUGCUGUGUGGUUCUCAUAUUCCAAGAUGUCGAGCGAUCGUGAGUGAGGCGGCACAUUAAGCCAAUGUGGUGAUGCGAUUUGAUGUGAAUUCCACAAUAUUGUGUGCGCGAAAGAGGAAAAUCGGAUACUGUGUGUGUGUGAGUGGUGGUGGUGAAAAUGUAAAGUUGUCCGGGUACGUCAUUAUCGAUCCGUUUCCGUUGCUUACCGAAAGCGUACAGUGCGUGAUCGUUCUCUAUUCUGCUGCUUCCGCCAUCGCGGGGCUGGAAUUGAUUUCCCUCAAAUGUGUACGUCCUGGUAGGCGCUGUGUUUCGGUUUUCGUCGUUUCCGCGCGUUUAUCAUCGCACAAGUUAUCGAGUUUUCGUGUUCCGUUUCGGUUCGACCGUCCCCGCACCAUCCCCUGUUUGCCAUUGCCCGUACUUCCCGUCCCGACACUAUACCCGGACAGGGCCUUAUCAAACCCGCUUCCAACCACCCCCUUUCUGAAACACAGCACAAGUGUGUGUGUGUGUGCCGUCUCGCCCUUUGGCUGGGAUUUACUGCAUCGAUCGCAGUAGCCAGUAGACAGUGGAAUAAUGGGGCAAACCCCCAUCUGUUUGUGCCUUUGUGACAGCGAGCCUUUGCCAAGAAGCAUUGAUUAAAAGAAUCCAUUGUAAAUGUGCAUCCACCAUCCUUUCGCGAUUAGUUUCAUUCCGAAGCGCACUGUGUGGUUGUGUAUGCAUAUUUAGCGAAUGAAUCAACACCAGCUGGUUCAGUAUCGACAGGAGCAGAAAAAAAACAACAGCACGGCCACCCUUUGCGAAUCAUCGACCAGCGCCAUCGCAGCAACACCGCUGAACGAACCCUCCGGCGGUCUUUGCUUUAGCAGCUGAUGCGCAGGCAGGUGAACAAGGAACAGUAGGCUAAGCAAGAAGGAGCAGCAGCAGAUUAAACUGGCCAAGAGGAAACAAGAUCAUCGCAAACAAACUCGAACCGCGCACUCCUCUCUGUCUCUCUCUCUCUCUCUCGCUCUGGUGACGAUGAUGGGCGUGGACGGCAGCACCCGGCGCUAGAAAGGAGAACCGCAAACGCUAUAAAGACACACAGACACACACGCAAGUGCCUAACAGGGAGAGGUGGUGCCGUCGAAGCAUAAAAUUGUAAUUAUAAUAAUGGUCGCGGCCAAUCGAUCGAACGUUGCUGCCGGUGGUCGAUUAGAACGGAACUCCCGUACCUAUUAACCUCGGUCCGAAGGUGCCGAAAUUGGGGACGACCGGUCUGAGGGGCGCGGACACCGCGGUUCGAAUUGAUAUUCCUCUAACACCGGUGAACGACGCACCCGCCGGAAAAGGGAAGCCCUGCUUCGAAGGGAGUUCGUUCGGAACAAUAAGCAAUAAUACAUUUAGAGAAAAGGAGAUAGGAGCAACAGUCGAAAUUUCCCGGACCGAAAACGGCAAGCAAUACUGCAGAGGAACUACACAAACACACGCACCGGGAAUUUAAUUUCGAGCGACAUUUGAAGCGACCAUCGCCGCCAGACCGUCGGCCCGAGGACCGAAAGGAAGAAGCAGCAGCAUCGGAACACAGAAUUCGUGCGACGUUUGCAAAUUGAGUGUGCGAAAGAGAGGGAGAGAAGCGGCCAGAUGGCGACGACGAAUAAAGAGGUCUACCACGAAGGCUGGCUCAUCAAAUCGCCACCGACGAAACGUAUCUGGCGCGCGCGAUGGCGACGGCGCUGGUUCACGCUCAAGCAGGGUGAGCUGCCCGGUCAGUUCUUUCUCGAGUACUACACCGAUCGCAAAUGCCGCAAGCUGAAGGGCAUCAUCGAUCUCGACCAGUGUGAGCAGGUGGACGCGGGGCUGCGGCUCGACCGGCAGAAGGAAAAGUACGCGCACAUGUUCGACGUGAAGACGCCGACCCGCACCUACUAUCUGGCCGCGGACACCGAGGAGGACAUGCGCGGCUGGGUGAACUGUAUCUGCCAGGUGUGCAGCCUGCAGGAAACGCAAACCGUGGACGAUCGGCCAUAUUACAACAUCGGCGCAAUCAAUAUGGCGGAUGCGGUCAACAUGGCGGACACGGUGGUAGAGACGAGGGCACCGACCCGAUCGACGAGCAACGGGGCGGCAGCAGUAAUGGAAACGGACGUGUCAAACGAAACCGAAACGACCAUGCUGAAUCAUUCGGUGGUGGGAGAGGCAGCCGCAGCGGAUCCGUCACAGCACCAUCACAACAGCCAACAGGCGGCAAAGCGUACACCACCGGCGGCCUACAACCCGUACGGCACGUACCAGAACGAGGAAAUGAUGGGCUUUCGCUCGAUGGACUACACCAACCGGGAGACGAUCAUUUGCGAGGCAAAGCUGGGCCAAACGGUACCGAACGCGGAGGCGUACUCGAAUCUGGACGUCAUCAUCGAACGCUCCCAGUCGUUGCGUGGUAAGCCGACGGCGAAAAAUGGCGAACCGUCCAGCUCAUCGACAAUGACGAACGGUAUCGGUACGGGUACGGCCAGCUCGAUGGGGCAUCAUAUGCGUACACAGUCGCUCAAUAUUGACCAUCAGCAGCAGCAGCAGCAGCAGCAGCAACGUGGUGGUAAAAAGAUUCCGGAAAAUCUGAAACUCUCCGACCGUUCCCCGUCGACCAGUGCGUUCGAUAGUGGGCCAGAGCAACCGUCCCCGGCCCUGAGCACCUCGUCCGGACCGUACAUCCCGAUCAGCGAGUGCUACUCGGGCAGCCCGGUGACGCCGCUGAACUCGCUCGAUCCACGCUUCUACGAAACGCCGCGCAGUCACACCAACAUCGGCUUCAAUCUCGUCAACAACGAGCAGCCGUACUCACCAAAGAGAAACAACGUCGGUGGAGGGCCGCUAGCCACCGGGCCGUCGUCGCUUGUGCUGGGGGGAACGGGAGGAGCCGGUAACACAGUGCCAAAAGGCAUUGGUCCGAGCUGCAGUGGUAAAUCGAGCCCGUCCGAUUCGGAGAGCGUGUUUACGGACGAUGAGUGGACUGCUGGGUCGCCGAGCGAUGGAAUGCGUGGUGGUCGUGAGGGAGCUACGAACGGUGGUGGUGUUGUUCGUGGAAGUGCGGGAGGUGCUGGUGGUACGAUCGAUAGAAGCACCCGGCCGUCGGACAGUUCGAUCGAGAAUGAUGCGGUCGGGUGGACGUAUGUGCAGCGCUUCUCCAAAGUGCCCAACACGGAGGAGAAACAGCAGCAGCAGCAGCAACAGUUGAAGCAAGUGCAAGGUGCUAGCGCUGGGAAUGCCCCCGGCGCUCCACCAAGACCGCCGAAACGGACCAGUCUGAACUUGGAGGGUAUAGAAAAAACCAAGGACAUAAUAUCUUCCGACACGGAGAACGUUUCACCUGCCAUCGGACCGAAAGAAGCAAGCGCGCACAUUGAACAGUUCUACGAUAUUCCACGCUCCCAUCAGCACCCGUACACUGGCAGCAGUAUGCACCUUCCCGAUGGCGAUCUGCUGUCACCAUUAAGCCAGUGCGAUCUGGUCGCUUCCAGCACACCAAAUCUGAUCAGCGAUUUCGGGUCGGGCAGCCAGUGCGGUACGCUGGGACGCCCCCGGCCCCACUGCUACACCAAUGCUGCCCCGACAAAGAUCGAAGGCAAUGUGUUUCGUUUCGAUUUCAGUGAACAGUCCGACGCAUCAGCCCCGGCCAUUAAUCGCCGCUUAAAGCCACGCUCGUCGUUCGAUAUCACCAAAUCGAUCGAGUCCGUGACGCAGGGCGUUAAGCAGCAGAUGUCGCUCGGUGGCGCUGGUACGACGGCACCGCCAGUGCCCAUCCCAAACGGUGGCAGUGCUAACGGGGGCGGUCAAUCUGCCAAGAGUCCACCGACGGUUGAUCGUACGCGCAAGCCCGCAACUCCAAAGAUCGGUACUAAUUCGAUGCGUCGGAAGGGUGGACCGGUAUCGUUAAAUCUCGCCUCCAAUCAAGCGACCGAAAGCACGUACGGUAACACACAGGAUGCGAGCAUUUCAAUGCUCUCGGUGAUAUCGCCACGCGCUGCCAGUAAGAACGAAGAUCGCCUACAGUAUCUCGAUCUGGAUCACUCGAACAGCCCACAGAAAGGAUCCAACCAAAAUGCCAUCUACUCGGCCGGUCCUAGCAGCAGUAUCGUCGGUGCAGGACAAGGAGCAUCAGGAGCAUCUGCGGCGCACGGUGGUGGCAGUAAUGGAAAAAAUCACCACCACCAGCAACAAAACCACCAUCAUCCGGUAGCGUCGACCAGCUCGCUAUCGCACGACAGUACCGGCGGUCAUCACGGUGGCACAUCUGCUCGGCAUCAUCGGGACGGUGGCGAAACGGGCACAGCGAAGCCCACCAUACAGACAAGCCGCACACCGUACACGACGGUCGAUUUCGUUAAAACGGACGCGUUCAAUCGGGUCCGCGCCGACUCGGAACUGACGCGCGCACAAUCCCGCCUAAAGGAUCAAACGUCCUAGAUGCGACCAGCACAUAUAAAACGCUUUUCGUCGAAGGGUGUGUGCGCGAUUCAUAUCCAACACAUAUUCGGUCUUCCGCAUUUCAUUGGGUGUCGCUUUUUCCAAUUUUUGCUUUUGCUACAACUCCAAUUCCCUCGAAUGUUGGGAACACGGGAACAUGAUGGACUCGCUAACAUAUACGCACAUGGAAAGACUGGUGGAAAUGUAGCACGGGAGAAGGAAACGGAGCACGAAUGGAUGAAACUGAAACACUAUUACUA